AUGUCAACCACAUCAUCUUCGUUUCCCAAUCUCGAUACUCCCGAUCGUUCUCACACACCCGAUUACACUCGGAAGACGACCCGACACUUGUCUGAAUUUGAUCCGGAUACAACUGCAUUAUGGGGGCUGGUGUUGUUAUUGGGGACAUACAUUGUUUUCGUUGUCAGUAUGUAUGCUAUCGUUGUUAGUAAGUUGGUACCAGAGACUGGGAACAAGAUACUGGAUUGGAUAAAGCAUGAUGAAUAUUAUUGCCUUUUGGUCCCUGUUACUUUGUCAGUAACAGUAUAUGCCGUGUUUUGGAAUUGGAUGGGCAUGAAGUUCUUUAGGCACAAUUAG
Messenger RNA from Paraglomus brasilianum, 336 nucleotides. Lineage: Eukaryota; Fungi; Glomeromycota; Glomeromycetes; Paraglomerales; Paraglomeraceae. The record is from the annotation of a GenBank genome assembly.